Prorocentrum cordatum is the source of this 2751-nucleotide messenger RNA. NCBI's taxonomy places the organism in Eukaryota, Dinophyceae, Prorocentrales, Prorocentraceae. The record is from the annotation of a GenBank genome assembly.
AUGCCGCAGGUAGCCACGGCGCGGGGCUCGCCCAUCGGCCACGGCCCCGCCGUCUUCUUCCUCUGCGCCGCGGGGCUGGUCCCCUCCAUUCCAGCCAUGGACCACGCUGCUGGCGCUGGCCCCGCCGUUCGCGGCAAGAGGGCCGCCCGCCAGCCCGGCAGGAACAAUUCCGACGAGGCGCCGCCGAGGAAACACCCCGCGCUGGACGACGGCAUCGGGCGUUUCGAGAAGAUUGAGGGUGAGGAAGGCUUGGUGGAGCAGGUGGACGUGCGGUCUCCAGGCGCCCGAGAUGCAGGAGGGACCGUCGACCUGCUGCAGGACGAGGAGCUGUUCCCAACGCUGGAGGGCGCUCCGCUCACCCAGCAGUACAUUGACAAGACCAGGUCGGACGUUUUGUCCAGCCUGGCAAUCCCGCAGCAGUCUCUCUCGAACCUUGGCUCGACGAUGGGGGGGCACUGCGCGAGCAUCGACAAGGCGGUCGAGAAGCGGGUAUGCAAGGUGGAGCACAGGGUGGACCUCCACGACACGAGGAUCACCAAGCUCGAUGCGGAGCUGCAGGAGCUGCGGGCGGAUUUGACAGGGGAGAUCGACCCGGCGAUCAUCGCGGCGCGCGCUCAAGUGCCACUACCGCGAGAGCAGGUCGCCAAGGCGGUUGGGCCGUGGCCCGCCGAUUGUAAUAUGUCCCCAGCGGACUACUCCGCGGAGUUCGAGCCCGCGGACAAGCGCUUCCAGGUGGUGGUCAAGGGCCAGAAGGCCGAUGCGUCGAGACGCGCGGGACAGGCCGCGGGCGCCCCCGGGCUUCCCGGGCGAGCGUCGCUUUUUGUGGAUGAAGAGACGGGGGUGGUCAGCGCGGGCUGGGUAGAGCUGGCCAGCUUCGACCCUGUUCCUGGAUCACAGCCUCCGAAGAUCCACCUCUGCGUCGAGAAUUUGGGCGCUCCGGGCAUGGGCUCGGAUGCGAUCCGCCGCGCCGUCGCCCAGCUCUUCGAGCAGUCAGAGGCGACAGAGCGGCGCCAGUUUGGCAAGGAUGGGGGCGCGUUUGGGCGCCCUUGCGUCUUUCGGAACGUUCGCAAUUUUGGCCCCACGAGGGAUGAAAAGCUCCAGGCAAUCUUCAGCUCGUGCUACUUCCAGAGUUUCAUGGGGGCCCAUCUUGGCACGGUCUCUCGGGGGGGCCUCUCGCCGCCGCUGAGGGUAGAGUCCGAUGAGUAUCUCAAUGUGGCAGGAGCCAGCUUCGCGGGCAAGCAUAGGGGCUUCAUUUCUGCUUGCGCCGACGACCUAGGCGGAGUAAACCCGAGGCUACGGCCCAUCGCAGUGCACUUCCAAUGGGCUCAGAAACUCGCGGCCCUCAGCCUGGAAACGGCGACGUGCUUCAUUGCCCCGUUAAGCGCCCCCUUCUCCGCCGAGCUGGCAACAAUGUACUCGGAGGCCCUCUCGGAGCUGGUCCCUGAAUGGUCCGUCUUUGUCGCGGCCCCUAACUUUCAGUACCUGGGGAUGUGGGUGGGGCCGGAGUGCAUCUACGCGAACGCCUGCGACGUGGCGUUGCUGCCGCCCGAGAGCAGGCGCAUCGCCCUGCCGUCAGACGCCGCGCUUCGGAUCGGUCGCCAGCACCAGGUCGGCUUCUUCGAGCGCCUGCUGCAUAGGGACGAGCACUCCCUGAGCUUCAUCUCGCGCUCGCAUCUGGAGGUCACCCCAGUGGAUGGUGAUCCUUCAGGUGCCUUCAGGAUCUCGAACCUCAGCGCGAACCCCGUCGGUGUGGGCCCCAAUCAGCUCGGCAAGGGCCAGAGCGCGGUGGUCCACAUGCCGGCGCACGUGCUCUUCCUGUGCGGGCUGAACCCAGGGGCGCCGACCUGCUUCCUGCGGCUGUCGCUGGAGAGGCCCGGCGGAGGUGCGCCGGCCGCGCCGAUGCCCGGCACCACCCCGAUCCUGCCGCCUCCCGCGGCGGGCCCUGCGCCGCCUGCGGCGGCGCCCACGCAGGAUGUCAUCCGGCCGAUGGCCGCCGGCCCCGAGGCCGCCGGCCAGGGGGCCGCCCCGCGGCAGGUGCCUGCGGCCCCGGCGGGCACCGUCUACACGCCGCCGCCCAGCGCCCGCGCCGGCGGGGCCGUCGCCCAGGCGCCGCCGUGGCUGGAGGUGGGCGGCACGGCCGUGCGCGCCGACUUCCCGGCCGCGCUGCGCGCGGUCGCCGUCGGCGAGGGCGUGACCGUGGGGAGGACCCACCAGGCCCAGAUAUUCCGCGAGGCGAUCGCAGAGGCGGUGCUGCAGUUCACCAGCCGUGACCACUUCCGCGUGGACCCCGGGCCCGCGCUGGGCGGCUUCAGCCUGGUGGCGCUGAGCAGCAACCCGCUGUGGCUGGUCCGGGCGGGGCAGCGGUGGGAGGCCCGGAGGCACGAGCCGCUCCGGCUGGCGGACGGCGACGUGGUGCAGCUCUACACCGGCGACGCCGCCCAGCACAACCUGUAUUGGGUCUUCCACCAGCCCGCGGCGGCCGCCGCGGCCGAUGGCGGUGCACCCGCGGUGCCCAGGCAGCCCGCGCCCGGCGCCUGCAGCGGCACGCUGCCGGCGAGCUGCCUGCACGGAGCGCCAGAGGGCGUGCCGCAGCAGCGGGGCGCCGACUACUCCCUGAGCGAGGUGCCGCGGCAGGCUCCCCCAUCCUACGGCGCCGUGGCCCCGGGCGCGUGCCAGGGCACGACGAUCCUGAGCGGGGGCAGGAAGGAGAGCAGCAGUGCCACCUACUACGAGAAGGCCAUCACGGGCUGA